AAGAAGAAGACUAUGCUAGUGAUGCUAGCAAUAUUAGUGAGGUGGAUCUUACUACAACAUCUAUAUGGAAAGAACAACCAAUUACUAUUUAUCAACGGGCAAUUUAUUCAACAUACAAACAGUCAUAUCAAAUUAAUCUUCCAUCAGUUAGUUUAGCUUCACCUCUUACUAUAUUUAGUCAGUAUCUUCCUAUGAAUUAUAUUGAACAAAAUAUUAUUCGUUCUAUUAAUUUACUUGGAAGAAAUAAAAUAACAUCUUAUAAUGAUCCUUUAUUUUCAGUUCAUAGUUUUACUAAUGCCUUUAACACCAAUUUAAUUGAGGCUAUAAUUCCCAGAAGUGUAUUGUAUAUUGAUAAAUCUAUAAACUCCUGGCUAGGCACAAAAAAUAAGAUUCCAGGAUUAUGCAAAAUACCACGUAAACCACAUCCUGUAGGACAAGAAUGGAAAGUCCUUGCUGAUGGACUUACAAAUAUAGUAAUUCAAUUGGAGUCUUGUGAAGACAAAGCAAUAGAAAAAAAUAAAUGCUAUGCUUCAGAAUAUGGUAGUACUGCAGCAUAUGUAUUAUGA
Racocetra fulgida is the source of this 566-nucleotide messenger RNA. NCBI's taxonomy places the organism in Eukaryota, Fungi, Glomeromycota, Glomeromycetes, Diversisporales, Gigasporaceae. The record is from the annotation of a GenBank genome assembly.